Messenger RNA from Orycteropus afer afer, 781 nucleotides. RefSeq names its product aph-1 homolog B, gamma-secretase subunit (gene APH1B). The record is from RefSeq and is a predicted model, not a curated record. Gene Ontology annotation, biological process: Notch signaling pathway; Notch receptor processing; positive regulation of catalytic activity. Lineage: Eukaryota; Metazoa; Chordata; Mammalia; Tubulidentata; Orycteropodidae. Gene Ontology annotation, cellular component: endoplasmic reticulum; gamma-secretase complex; membrane. Gene Ontology annotation, molecular function: protein-macromolecule adaptor activity.
GGUCGCCAUGACGGCGGCUGUGUUUUUCGGCUGCGCCUUCAUUGCUUUCGGGCCUGCGCUCGCCCUCUACAUCUUCACCAUUGCCACGGAGCCGCUACGCAUCAUCUUCCUCAUCGCCGGAGCUUUCUUCUGGUUGGUGUCUCUGCUGCUUUCUUCCCUUGUUUGGUUCAUGGCAGAAACCAUUACUGGCCACAAAGAUGGACCUGUAAAGAAAUAUCUGCUCAUCUUUGGGGUGCUAGUCUCAGUUCUUAUCCAAGAAGCCUUCCGGUUCGCUUAUUACAGACUGUUAAAAAAAGCCAAUGAGGGUUUGAAGGCUAUAAACCCAGAUGAGACAAUACCUUCUAUGCGACUGCUGGCCUAUGUUUCUGGCUUGGGCUUUGGAAUCAUGAGUGGAGUGUUUUCCUUUGUAAAUACCUUGUCAGACUCCCUGGGACCAGGCACAGUGGGCAUCCAUGGAGAUUCUCCCCAGUUCUUCCUUAAUUCAGCCUUCAUGACGCUGGUUGUCAUUUUGCUGCACAUCUUCUGGGGCAUUGUGUUUUUUGAUGGCUGUGAGAGGAAAAGGUGGUUCUCCCUUCUGGCGGUCAUUCUGACCCAUCUGCUCGUGUCUGCCCUGACCUUCAUAAGUCCUCAUUAUGGGAUAAAUCUGGUGUUGUCAUAUGCAAUCAUGGUGCUCAUGGGCGUCUGGGCAUUCUUCGUUGCUGGAGGCUCCUGCCGAACCCUGAAGCUCUGCCUGCUCUGCCAAGACAAAGACUUCCUUCUUUUCAGCCAGCGCUCCAGAUAA